AUGGACCUCAAUCCAUCCCCUGAAAGAUCUCCCCCUGAUCAACAUCACCAUCAUCUCCACCAAGCGCGCGACUUGUCCCGCUCACCAACGUCUCCUAUGUCCACGGCUACUAUGGUCAUUGCUCAGGCCCAGGUACACCACCACCACCAACAACAACAACAACAGCAGCAGCAGCAGCAACAGCAACAACAUAACGUCGGCGGCGGGCCUGGGGUGGGCGUUAAUAAACGCUAUAGGCCAGCGCCGGCGAAGACAUUUCAAUGUCGGGGGUAUGGAGAUUGUCGGAUGGUCUUUUCGAGGAGUGAGCAUCUUGCUCGGCACAUUAGGUUCGUUCCCUCGUUGUGUAAUGUGUGUUGUGACAGCAGACUCAAAAAGCCGUCACGCAGAAAACACACAGGCGAACGUCCAUUCUCAUGCCACUGCGGUAAACAGUUCUCGCGCCUCGAUAAUCUGCGCCAACAUGCUCAGACGGUCCAUGCGGACAAGCAAGAGCAGAACGAGCGCAUGAUGCGCGAUUUAACGUCAUUGCAUGCUACGAUGGCUGCUGCUAACAAGGCUGGGAACAUGCGUGCUGGCAGUGCCGGUGGCCGACGAACGACAGCGAACAAUAACACCAAUGACUCACAGCUGUCUCCGUCCUCGCCGAAUGGCGACGAGGACGGGCUGAAUUUGAUCAAGCAGGAGGACUUGGGUGGGAUUCCGAUGCAUACCCGGCCUGGGACUACGACUGGGUACGAAGGCGAUCAUGGCGGUUCGAUGAUGUAUCAUCAUCAUCAGCAUCAUCAGCAGCACCAACGGAGCUCAUGGCACGUCGACAUGGUCCAAAACGAUAUGGUACAUACAGAUAUGGACCACCACCACCAGCACCACCACCGAGCCAGUCCCAGAGGGACAAACCAUUCCUUUCGUGACCCCAGCCAGUCCUUUCUUGCCCCAUCUCAACCCCAAUCAUCAUCCAGCCAUUCCUUUCUCGCCUACCCAAGCAGCACCACCACCACCUCAAGGCCCCCCACUUCGUCUGGUCUUGCCUCCUCAGAUCCCUCACGGUCCCUCCCACCACUCAGUGCAGUCGUCUCCGCUUCACUCACCCCACCACCACCUUCCAAUUCCCAGCUCCAGCAGCAGCAUUUCGCCGUCCCUCAACAACCACAACACCUACUUUCCUUUCACACACGACGACCGGGCACAGCUCCCUCUUCACACAAUGGGGGAAUGGGGCUACCAAACCCAAACUUAUCAUCAUCGGGCGCGUAUGGUGGACGAGGAAACAACAACAACGCGAACGCCUUCCCCGUCGUUGUCGAGUUGGGCGUCGGGGGACAACAACAACAACAAUACGAUGACCCAUCAUCUUCAUCACCGUCUUCGACAGGAGGACAUGAUGCAUCCCCUUUUUACUUCCACCCACCCUCCUCCUCCGACGUCAGCGGCAACCCACGCAAACGAGCCUUUGGCGGACCGGACGGGCCUUCUUCUUCCCUCACCUCAGGAUUGCCAGGAGGAGGGGGAGGGGCAGGGGGGGCGGAGUAUGAGUAUGGAACGGAAUCAAGGCCUCAGAGUCGCCGGCUCUCCGUUAUGGAGCUCUGCAAUGAUAAUGGAGGAGCAGAGUUAUUAUUAUCAGCUGCAUCGCAGCGGCUUUCUUCAGCCUCUUCCCCGUUCACCUUUGCCUCAGGGGGAGGGGGGAACUCGAGACCGACGACGUCUAGUGGGCUUGGACUCGUCACUUCUGCAGGGGCACUCCAUCUCUCUGACGGGGAUAGGAGUGCAUCAGGGUCACCACGUGCAGCAUCAGAAUCAGAGCGAGCUACACCUGCAUUAUUCGCAGGAGCUAGGUAUGCAGCAGCUAAGGCAGGCUGUGGGGAUGGGGUUGGGUCACCCCAACAACAGCAACGGGGUGGGACUGGGUCACCACAGCAACGGAGUGGGGGUGGAGCCGAGGACUUCACAACGGGAGGGGCAGGAGGAGGGAGCGUACUUCCGCUACACCACCACCACCACCACCAGCACGGGCACAGACAACGGAUACCUUCCACCGUAUUAUCCCAAUCCCAACAAUCCCAUGGUGGAGGCUACCUCGCCCACCAAGGGAGCGGAGGAUCACCUACAUUAUCGACACCUACAUCCUCACCGUCACCUACCAGUUCUACGUACAGCUCUAUCGAUAUCCGAGGAGGAGGAACAGAUGUUUUUGGGCUCGGGCUCGGGUAUGGGUUUGGUGGCGUUCCACCUGCGUCAGCCACAUCAACAACAUCAGAUGGGGGGGAAUACGAGUUUCGAGGAUACCCACAGCACCACCAGCAACAGCAGCAGCACGAAUACGAGUAUGUUGAACGCCAGUUUACGGGGCGUGGGGGUGGGGAAUUCGGGUUUGGGGGAACACGAGGGGGAGGGUACGGGUAUGAACGGCACGGCUUUACAUCAACCUCGACUGAAUACGAAUACGAGUAUGGAGGAUUCGAGUUUGAUGGGCAAGUUCGAGCGGGAACGACUAGGGCGGGAGGAGGGGGAGGUUUUGGGAUGAGGGUUUGA
Molecule: messenger RNA, 2529 nt
Organism: Laccaria bicolor S238N-H82
Lineage: Eukaryota; Fungi; Basidiomycota; Agaricomycetes; Agaricales; Hydnangiaceae
Exons: 1
Coding region: 1-2529 (842 amino acids)
Biological process (GO): regulation of transcription by RNA polymerase II
Molecular function (GO): RNA polymerase II cis-regulatory region sequence-specific DNA binding; DNA-binding transcription factor activity, RNA polymerase II-specific
Source: RefSeq, a predicted model, not a curated record